This is a messenger RNA of Sungouiella intermedia, 240 nucleotides long. The record is from the annotation of a GenBank genome assembly. NCBI's taxonomy places the organism in Eukaryota, Fungi, Ascomycota, Pichiomycetes, Serinales, Metschnikowiaceae.
AUGGCUCACACCCUCAAACCAGAUCCAGCCUUCCAGAGGUUCAACACCGCCAAGGAGAAGUUAGGCCACUACUUCCGCUUCAGACCACAAUCUGUUGCAUUCAACGUGUUUGCCAUGGGUAUCGUACCUGUUGCUUUGGCAUACUACGCAUACGGUGCUGAGGGACUUUCCUUCUCCAGAUCCUUUAGAAAGGAUGUUGUGUUGGAGGAGGAGUACGUUCCAAGAAAGAAGGACUUGUAG